AUGGCUUCUCAGACUGUGGUUCAACCGCCAGGCGAAGGCUACACUACAUCGCCUAGCCACCCCCGCUCCCGUGAUGCCGACAGCCUCCGUCCUAAGUGGACGGACCGGGUAGGACACAAAGGCGUCAACUCGCCCGUGGCGCCCAGCGAGCCGGCUGUUUUGCUCGAUGCAUCUGAAGCGCGUCCAGCCGGGCCUUCUGCCGUCUUUGACGUGAUUGAGCCCGUCUUGACGACAGGUGUAAGUGAUGGCACGAGGGUCAUCAUCAUCACCCUGUUCAUUACUGCAAACCUAGUUCAGUUCAUCUCCAAUUUCAUCACCCUUAGCGGUGGCAUCACACUUACACACGCCCUCGGCCGAGAGACUGGACCUGGCAAGGCUAACUGGAUGGCAGCCUCGUAUUCUAUUACACAAAGUACAUUUGUUUUAGUCUCUGGUCGGUUAGGCGCCAUCUACGGACAUCAUCGCCUUUCCCUCAUCGGCCUGGGCAUGUUUGGCAUCUUUUCCAUCGUGAAUGGAUUCUGCCGCAGCUUUGCGUCGUUUGUUGCCGUUCGAGCUCUGAGCGGAAUCGGUGGCGGCAUCUACAUGCCUAAUGCCAUCACGGCGCUGGGGCUGAUGGUGCCGCCCGGGCCGACAAGGACUUUGCUGUACGGCAUCUUUGCCGCGGCGCCGCCUCUGGGUGGUCUUGUGGGAGCUUUGUUUGCUGGUCUCUGUGCGGAAUGGGAGGGAAUGUGGAGUUGGACUGUUCUCUUUGGCGCAUUGGGUGUCAUCUCCGUCGCUAGCUGUAUCUUUCUGGCUGUCAUUCUACCAGAAGAGCGCCCGGUUGACCCGAAAGGCAAGCUCGACACGUUUGGAGCCUGUCUAGGUCUGUCGGGUUUACUACUCUUCAACAUUGCCUGGAGUCAAGCGCCUGCUAUCGGAUGGUCGAUGCCCUCUGAAAUUGCCAUCCUGACUGUGUCGGUUGUUGUCUUUGUCGGCUUCCUAUUUUGGGAACACCGUGUUGCCUCGGCGCCCAUCAUGCCACUCCACAUCUUCCGUGCGCCAACGUUUCUCGCCAUGAUCUUUGUCGUCCUCUUUAGCUACAUGUCAUUUGGCAUUGCCCUGUGGUACUCGAUUUCCUGGCAGCAGACCCUGCGACAGCUCUCUGUUCUUCAGAUUGCCGUGAACCUGAUUCCAUUUGGGCUCGGUUCCACCGCCGCCGUCGGCCUUGCCGCCUAUCUCCUCCCCCGGGUCGAAGCCAAGCUGGUCAUGGCGGUUGGUGUCGUCGCCGUCAUCGGCGCCAGCCUUCUCCUUGCCACCAUGCCGAUGCAGCAGACGUACUGGGCGCAGGUCUUCCCGGCCAUGCUGCUGUGCGGCUGCUGCCCCGACUUUGUGUACCUGGCUGCGCAAGUCAUUGCCAGCAACAGCGUCACGCGCAAGCACCAGGGCAUCGCGAGCAGCCUCGUCGGCACGCUCAACCUGUACGGCAUCAGCUUGGGGCUAGGGUUCGCCGGUACGAUUGAGGUGGAGGUGGCUAAAAAGUCGAAAUCGCCGCUGCUAGGCGCCGCCGCCACCAUGGAAUCCAUCAUGUCCGGCUUCAAGGCUGCACUGUACUUUAGCGCGGCCUUGGCAGCCGUCGGCCUGCUUCUGGACUUUGCGUUUGUCAGGGUCCCCAAGGUAGACCGCCAGGGUUGGGGCGAUGAAGACGGCGAGGAUCCGUCUUUGUGA
This is a messenger RNA of Beauveria bassiana ARSEF 2860, 1704 nucleotides long. Its product is annotated as efflux pump antibiotic resistance protein. Gene Ontology annotation, biological process: transmembrane transport. Gene Ontology annotation, molecular function: transmembrane transporter activity. The transcript has 5 exons. Gene Ontology annotation, cellular component: membrane. NCBI's taxonomy places the organism in Eukaryota, Fungi, Ascomycota, Sordariomycetes, Hypocreales, Cordycipitaceae. The coding region runs from base 1 to 1704 and encodes 567 amino acids. The record is from RefSeq and is a predicted model, not a curated record.